AUGUCACAAGCGAAGGCGGACGUCGAAAUGAAGAAUGAUGAAGUUCCAGGAACUGAAGUUGAAACCGAAAGUGAAACUGAAAAAUUGGUAAAUGAAAUCGUUCAAUCAUUCACCCUAUUGAAUAAAGCGUCAGCCAAUUAUGAUAAUCGUUAUAUCUCCAAAUUGUUCAGAGAUUUGGGGCCCUUGAGGAGACGCUUAAGUGGUGAUGCAUUAUAUAAGGUGUUUAAUAGAGUUUACCGUGAAGCUUUACCUGAAAGAAGUUACUUAGUCGAAAGUGUACAAACAGUUUCUAAAGUCGAAGAAGAUGAGGCUAUGGAAGUCGACAGUUCUGUCACUCUCAAUGGGAAUUCAGUCCUACCAGAAAUUGAUCUAUACAUUCAUUUGCUUGUUCAGAUUUACCUUUUAGAUAAUAAAAAAUUAUCCGACUUGGCCACAUUCAACAAAAAGGUGAUAAGUCUAGUGAAAUCGUAUAACAAAAGAACUUUGGAUUUCAUUCAAGCGAAGUUGUGGUUUUAUGUAGCCAGGACAAGCGAAUUGACCAAUGAUUUGCAAUCCCUUCGUCCUGCUCUAUAUGAUGCUUUAAGGACUGCUACUUUGCGACACGAUACUGAAACUACUGCAUCUAUCAUUACUUUGUUGCUGAGAAAUUAUUUAUUGACUCACGAUGUCAAUCAGGCAUCAAACUUGGUGGAAAAAGUAGAAUUUCCUGAAAAUGCAGGUAAUGCGUUGGUAGCAAGGCAUUAUUACUAUCUUGCUCGUAUUAGUGCCAUUCAAUUGGACUAUUCAACCGCUCAUGAAUAUGUCAUUGCAGCUAUUAGAAAAGCACCUCAAACUCACUUGGCUAAUGGAUUCAUUCAAAGUGCCACGAAAUUGAGCAUUAUCAUUGAAUUAUUGAUGGGUGAUAUUCCUGAAUUGAAUACUUUCAAAACACAGGCUGGCAAUUUCGAGCCUUAUCUUUCUUUAACAAAAGCUGUGAGACAAGGUGAUUUAAAGCUUUUUGUUGACACAUUAUCUAAAUAUGAGCCUUAUUUCAAAAAGGACGACAAUUAUACCUUAGUGUUGAGAUUGCGUCAAAAUGUUAUCAAAACAGGAAUCCGAAUCAUUUCCUUAGCGUAUUCCAAAAUUUCUUUGAAGGAUAUUUGUAUUAAGUUGCAUUUGGAUUCUGAAGAAUCGACGGAGUAUAUAGUAUCGAAAUCAAUUAGGGACGGGGUUAUAGAAGCCAAUUUGAAUCAUGAAAGAGGUUUUAUGAAGUCCAAGGAAUUACUUGACAUCUAUUCAACCAAACUUCCGCAGAAUGAGCUCGAUCAAAGAAUCAGAUUUUGCUUGGCUUUAUACAACGAUAGCGUUAAGUCCAUGAGAUAUCCUAGUGAAGACAAUAACAAGGAAGACUUAAAUCAAAAGAGUCUCGAAUCGAAGGAAGAUGAGAUAGAUUUAUUAAAAGCUAUAGAGGAUGGUGAUUUAGAUGAUUUUAUGGAUUAG
This is a messenger RNA of Priceomyces carsonii, 1479 nucleotides long. RefSeq names its product proteasome regulatory particle lid subunit (gene RPN3). Lineage: Eukaryota; Fungi; Ascomycota; Pichiomycetes; Serinales; Debaryomycetaceae. The transcript has a single exon. Bases 1 to 1479 code for a protein of 492 amino acids. Gene Ontology annotation, molecular function: enzyme regulator activity. Gene Ontology annotation, biological process: regulation of protein catabolic process; ubiquitin-dependent protein catabolic process. Gene Ontology annotation, cellular component: proteasome regulatory particle, lid subcomplex; proteasome complex. The record is from RefSeq and is a predicted model, not a curated record.